Molecule: messenger RNA, 657 nt
Organism: Caenorhabditis remanei
Lineage: Eukaryota; Metazoa; Nematoda; Chromadorea; Rhabditida; Rhabditidae
Exons: 5
Coding region: 1-657 (218 amino acids)
Biological process (GO): very long-chain fatty acid biosynthetic process; fatty acid elongation; sphingolipid biosynthetic process
Cellular component (GO): endoplasmic reticulum membrane
Molecular function (GO): 3-hydroxyacyl-CoA dehydratase activity
Source: RefSeq, a predicted model, not a curated record
AUGAGUGUUCAAUUAUAUCUUGUCACCUACAAUGUUCUCCAAAUUUUGGGAUGGUCAGUCGUGCUGGUGAAAACAGUCCUUGGUCUUCUCAAUGGACUCACAUGGCCACAGCUCUACGAGUCAGUGGAAUUCGAGCUGAAGAUUUUCCAGACCGCUGCUAUUCUUGAGGUAAUCCACGCCGUCAUCGGACUCGUUCGUUCCCCAGUUGGAACAACAGCAAUGCAAGUUACCUCUCGCGUUGUCCUUGUAUGGCCAAUUCUUCAUUUGUGCUCAACAGCUCGAUACAGCGUUGGAGUUCCACUUCUUCUCGUCGCCUGGUCUGUUACCGAAGUGAUCCGAUACUCGUUCUAUGCUCUCAGCGUCCUGAAGCAACCAAUCCCUUACUUCCUCCUCUGGCUUAGAUACACUCUCUUCUACGUUCUUUACCCAAUGGGAGUCUCUGGAGAGCUUCUCACUUUGUUCGCGUCGUUGAAGGAAGUUGACGAGAAGAAGAUUCUCACUCUCGAAAUGCCAAACCGCCUCAAUAUGGGAAUCUCCUUCUGGUGGGUACUCAUCAUCGCCGCUCUCACCUACAUUCCUGGAUUCCCACAACUCUACUUCUACAUGAUUGGACAGAGAAAGAAGGUGCUCGGAGGAGGAAACAAGAAGAAACAAUAA